Molecule: messenger RNA, 5889 nt
Organism: Rubroshorea leprosula
Lineage: Eukaryota; Viridiplantae; Streptophyta; Magnoliopsida; Malvales; Dipterocarpaceae
Source: the annotation of a GenBank genome assembly
AGGCCAAAAGCACUCCUCUACUCUAGGCUUCGGGCUAAUAUGUAAAGAAUAGUAGUUGAUAUCAUGAGCUAAAGCACACCAGGAUUUCUCAACGCCAAAGUAGAAUGGCAGAAACCAUCCUUUGUCCUGUUAUUGAGCAGGCAGUUUCUAAGGCAAUUUCCUUUGCAACUAAACAAAUUUGCCUUGCAUGGGGUUACGAGAAGGAGGUUGUGAGCCUCAAGGAUUCACUAGUUAUGAUUCAAGAAGUUCUCCAAGAUGCGGAGAAUAAACAAGGUGAUGUUGUUAUAAGGCGUUGGUUGCAAAAGCUGGAGGAUGCAGCCUAUGAUGCAAUGGAUGUAUUGGACGAGUAUGCUUAUCAUCUUCUCCAGCUGAAAGUAGAGACUCAAGGCCAAAAGAAGAAACAGGUGUAUCGGUUUUUUUCUCGCUCUAAUCCAAUCGUGUUUCGUUGCAAAAUGGCUAAUAAGAUUAAGAAAAUUAAUGAGUCUCUAGCUAAAAUAAAAGGAGAUGAAGUGUUUCUUAAGUUGAAUAAAGGCAAAUCAACUCUGCGUGUUAGUCCCAUCCGCAAAACAGAUUCCCUCCUUGAUUCAAACCCAAUUGGAAGAAGUGACGAUGUUUCUGAAAUAAUAAGCCAGCUAAGUAAACUUAGGAGUCAGCAUUCCAUGUCUGUUGCUUCUAUAGUAGGCAUGGCUGGCGUUGGAAAGACAACUUUGGCAAAAUCAGUGUUCAAAGAAGUAGAAGAAAGAAAGCUUUAUGAUAAAGUAGCAUGGGUUUGUGUUUCUGAUCAUUUUGAUGAAGAGGACAUUUUAGGAGGCAUGUUGCAAUAUCUUAAUAACAAGGCAGGGGGAAUAAACAAAAUUGGUGCAAUACUUCACCAUCUUGAAAAUGAGUUGGAAAAGAAAACCUUCCUUCUCGUUCUUGAUGAUGUGUGGAAUGAAAAAUCUGUCGAGUGGGGUAACUUCCUUGAUCGCUUGUCCAAAAUUGUGAAAACCACUGGAAACUCUAUUAUUGUAACAACUCGCAGUUAUGGAGUAGUAUCUGCAAUAGAGACGGCUCCUGUGUGUCAUGUGCUUCCUAUGCAUAAGCAUGAAAUGAAAGGGUUAUCAAAUGAUGAAUGCUGGUCUAUAAUUGAGGAGAAAGUGCAUAGAUUGGCAAGAAGAAUAGAAGAUGCUAAUUUAAAAGAAAUUGGGCUAGCUAUUGCAAGAAAAUGCAAGGGCUUGCCAUUGGUUGCAAGUGUAUUGGGAGGAACAAUGGGUCACAAGUUUGGAGUAGAAGAGUGGUUGGCUAUCAAGAAUAACGAUGCAUGGAACUUAUUAGACGAUCAAAAUAUUGCAUCAAUUCUAAAGAUAAGCUAUGACCAUUUGUCUGGGCCUCUAAAGAAAUGUUUUGCUUUUUGUUCAAUUUUUGAAAAGGAUGCUAUUAUGAAUAAAGAUGAAUUAGUUCAGCUCUGGAUGGCAGAAGGAUUCCUGCACCCACCUAAUGAUAAAAGCAAUUUGACAAUGGAGGAUAUUGGUGAUCAGUACUUUGAUAAUUUGUUAUCCAAUUCGUUGUUUCAAGAUAUAAAAAGGAAUGCAAUGGGGAAUGUGGAAUCUUGUAAGAUGCAUGAUGCGGUGCACGAUCUUGCAUUGUCUAUCUCUAAUGGUGAAACAUUGAUUUGGGAUCAGACUAGUUCCAUUGAUGAAAAUUCUAAAAUUCGGCAUUUGAGGGUCAAGUCUAAUGGGGGAGUGCUUCCAAGAGGAGUUUCUCAAAAGUUGCAUUCUUUAUUCUUAGAUGCGAAGUAUGUUUCCCACAACAUUGCUUCAGAUCUUAAAAGCUUGCGAUCUCUUACAAUGUUGAGAGCUUGCAGAGAAGAAGAUCUAUCAAUUUCUCUUGGCAAAAUGAAGCAUUUGAGGUACCUUGAUAUCUCAACCAAUCAAAUUAAAGUACUACCAAAAUCAUUCUCUAAACUCUACAACUUGCAAACUUUAAAGCUCAUGUGGUGCGAUCAUCUUGAGAAGGUCCCUGAUGACAUGAGAAAUUUUGUUAGCUUGAGGCAUCUUUAUUUCAGUAGUGAAAAGAAUAUGCCAAAAGAGAUUGGGCACUUGACUUCCCUUCAAACAUUACCACUAUUUGUUGUGGGAAGAGAAAAGGGAUGUAGAAUUGAAGAACUUGGAUGCUUAAGCCAACUGCGUGGGGAAUUGGCCAUUCAGAAACUUGAAGAUGUAGGAUCCAAAUCAGAAGCCUCUAAAGCAAAAUUAAAAGAGAAGGAAAAAUUGCAAGGGUUGGAAUUUACAUGGAGUGAAGAGAGAGAAGCCAACAACAACACCAACGAUGAAGAGGUCCUAGAAGGUCUUCAACCUCACCCACAUUUGAAGAGCUUAGUUGUUUGGCAUUACCAAGGAAAGAACUUCCCAUCAUGGAUGCAAGGUGGUUUUCUUGAAAUUAAGGGGAUGGAGAAGGUAAAAAGCAUGGGUAGCAGGUUCUAUGUGGAUCAAAGCAACAGUGAUGAUGGAGUGGGAUCCGCUACACAAUUCCCAGCUUUAAGAGAAUUCAGUGUUGCAUGUAUGGAUAGCCUUGAGGAAUGGGUAGAAGUAAAAGGUGUGACUGUGUUUCCUUGUCUUGAGAGGUUGUACAUUGAGGAUUGUCCUGAGUUGAAGACUUGGUCGAUGGAUGGAUUUUCAUCUAAUCAUAAGCUGUCUUCUUUGAGAAUAAGUGGAUGUGACAAACUAAUUGUUAUACCAAGUAUGGAUGGGCUCAUAUCUCUUACAAGCCUUCAGCUUUCUAAUUGUGAUGAAUUAAUGAGUCUACCAAGUGGAUUGGGAUCCUGCACUUCUCUUCAGGAGUUGACCAUUUCUAGAUGCAAAAAACUGUCUUCCAUUCCAAGUAUAAAUGGGCUCACAUCUCUAACAAGCCUUGAGCUUUAUAAUUGUGAUGAAUUAAUGAGUUUACCAAGUGAAUUGGGAUCCUGCACUUCUCUUCAGGAGUUGACCAUUUCUAGAUGCAAAAAACUGUCUUCAAUUCCAAGUAUAAAUGGGCUCACAUCUCUGACAAGCCUUCAGCUUUCUGAUUGUGAUGAAUUAAUGAGUCUACCAAGUGGAUUGGGAUCCUGCACUUCUCUUCAGAAGUUGUUCAUUUGUAGAUGCAAAGCACUAUCUUCAAUUCCAAGUAUAAAUGGGCUCACAUCUCUUACAAGCCUUGACCUUUCUUAUUGUGAUGAAUUAAUGAGUCUACCAAGUGGAUUGGGAUCCUGCACUUCUCUUCAGAAGUUGACCAUUUCUGGAUGCAAAAAACUAACUUCCAUUCGAAGUAUAAAUGGGCUCACAUCUCUUACAAUCCUUAGUCUUGAUUAUUGUGAUGAAUUAAUGAGUUUACCAAGUGAAUUGGGAUCCUGCACUUCUCUUCAGGAGUUAAACAUUUAUGGAUGCAAAAAACUGUCUUCAAUUCCAAGUAUAAAUGGGCUCACAUCUCUAACAAGCCUUCAGCUUUUUGAUUGUGAUGAAUUAAUGAGUCUACCAAGUGGAUUGGGAUCCCGCACUUCUCUUCAGGCGUUGACCAUUUCUACAUGCAGAAAAUUUUCUUCCAUUCCAAGUAUAAAUGGGCUCACGUCUCUUACAAGCCUUGAGCUUUCUGAUUGUGAUGAAUUAAUGAGUCUACCAAGUGGAUUGGGAUCCUGCACUUCUCUUCAGGAGUUGACCAUUUCUGGAUGCAAAAAACUGUCUUACAUUCCAAGUAUAAAUGGGCUCACAUCUCUUACAUGCCUUGAGCUUUCUGAUUGUGAUGAAUUAAUGAGUCUAUCAAGUGGAUUGGGAUCCUGCACUUCUCUUCAGAAGUUGACCAUUUCUGGAUGCAAAAAACUGUCUUCAAUUCCAAGUAUAAAUGGGCUCACAUCUCUGACAAGCCUUCAGCUUUCUGAUUGUGAUGAAUUAAUGAGCCUGCCGAUUGGGCUUGGAUCAUGCACUUCUCUUCAGAGUAUGGCAAUAUGGAAUUGUCAUAAUAUAAUUUCAAUUACUGAGGAGAUUGGGGAAUUACAUUCACUCAGUCAACUAGAGAUCCGUAAUUGUGGAAAGCUAAGGAGCAUUCCAGAGGAGUGCGUGGGUAGACUCACCUGCUUGAAGCAGUUACAGAUGGGUGGUUUCUGGUCGGAGUUGGAGGAACUUUCUGGACUAACCUACAUUCAUCAACUCCACACCUCCCUUGAAGUAUUGGAAUUGAAUGGAUGGGAUAAAUUAAAGUCUCUGCCACAUCAGCUUCAACAUCUCACUGCCCUCACGAAAUUAACCUUAUGGGACUUCAAUGGCCUGGAAGAUUUGCCAGAGUGGUUGGGAGACCUCUCUUCUCUUCGCAGGCUGAAGAUUAAGAAUUGCUCUAAUUUGACUCAUAUGCCUUCUAUUGAAGCCGUGCGACGCCUCUCCAACUUACAAGAACUUCACAUUUUGAAUUGUCCGAAGUUAGAAGAAAGAUGCGCCAAAGAGAGCGGCCCCGAAUGGGCCAAGAUUUCCCACAUCCCCUGCUUGAGAAUAUAAGGUGGGUCCCUGCAGUAGCAGUCUAAAUAAGAGAUUGAGGGUUGAGAGUUGUGACUGUGAUUGGGCCGCUCAGAGCUCAUAGAAGCUAGCAAAUCUUCAAAUUCUAUACUGUAUAUUAAUGUUUUUUAAAUUUAAUAGCUUUUAUAUUUUGGCAUAAAAACACACUGAGUGUAAUUCUUACAAGUUAUGUCUGAUGCAUCUAAACACAUGAAAGUGUAAAGCUUGAGGGUGUGAGAGCCCAGCAGCAGGAGUAAUUACUACAAGCCUUCGUUUUUUAAGGGAAGAUGUCAAGUUGAACGAGAAAGGAAGAAGAAGACACCAGGUGUUGAUCAUACUGCUGAUUGCUUUUGUACUUCAGUCUUGUUAAGAGAACAUGGUGUCAGUGGCUAAGACAUUGUGCUUGUUGAAUUAAUGACCAGUACUUGACCAAAAUAUAUCUAUUUAUUUGUAAGCACUCAUUAAAGGUUAGGAAACUGGUAUCUAAUCUAAUAGACAUGGGACAAUGGAGCAAAGUUGCUUAUUUUAGCAUUCUGCCAUUCUUUAUUGGCUUUAACACUCCACCUUGAUAGCAAUGCUGCACAUGGCAAGCUUAUCCCUCAUUCCUCAUCCCAACAUCAACAUCAGAAUGGAUUUGCAGACUCCAAUAUGCCUGAGUCAACAUAUAUAAGACAUUAUUUUUGUACAAAUGUUCCCAUUCCCAACAAAGACAGACAUGGUGGAGUCAAGGACUUGCAGAAUUAAGGUAAGAGUUUGCACUUUCUGUAUUGAGAGAAAAUUUAAUGCACCUUAUAUAUUGUUAAAGUGUCUUUUAGCUCUUUAUUUCAAGGUCCUUUCAAGUGAUUUCUCACAAUUGAUUCUUUUUUCUCCUUGAGUUGAUGGUUCCCACAAAAAUCAGCUUAGUUAUCGGGUCCAUAUCAGUCAGAUGCUGACAAAAUUUGACAUGCAAGUUGACUAGUGUACAUAUCUGUCUUUGCCUAACAAGGUUUCAAGUUACAUGGGAUUAGCAAAUGUAGUCGAGUUAGUCAAGAAGGAUAUUGGAUCCUCCGUCAAGCUCUAAACUGAAAUUUGUCUAGGAGAAGACAAAGAAUGUGAAGAUGAUAUUUCAGUUCUCUUUUCUUUGGUGGACUGAUUUUGGGUAUGUAGCUAAAUGGGAAAACAUGCCAAGAAAUUGUCUUCAAACAUAUGUGCCUGCAGUAUAUGCCAAUUGCCAAGAUGUUCUUUUUUCUCUUACCAUGCAAUGGUAUGAUCCCAUCAAAUGCCACUCAGAGUUCAUUGUGAAUCUGUCUGGCGUGAUGGGAAAGUAUGGAGAGUUUCACAAAAGCUCAAAUGUAAUCAAGUAGAUGAGUCUGAGCCUCUACCUAGAAGUUUGUCUGAGUAUGUAUUCUUAUUU